UAUUUUUCACUCCUACUCUGGCUUCCGGACGCCAAGAUAGACCGCUGCCGCCGAAUUUAAAGAGACAGGCGAUAGUUAUUUUAAAUACGUUAAACGGCAACCAUUGUCCCCGAGCUUAUUUUCCGACGCUUUAUGUCUCCGCUUGUUUAAUUCGAUGGCGAUGUUGAAUCAAAGUCGCGGCGAGUAACAGCUUGUCUGUCAUCACUCGCUACUCUUCUGGAUUUCCCGUCCUUUUUGCCUCUGUGCCGAGACUAUCCAGCCAGGCAAAGUAGGGUUGCUCGCUGGCAGGCUGGCUUCCCGACCGAGAGCAAGGUUUGUCUGCUAGCCAACAACUGGAGGUAACAUCGAAGCUUCCCUCUUAAGUUGUGGUAGCGGCUCUCGAGCCUCCUCUCGCCGGGAUAAUGGCGAAGAUUCAGGCGCACAGCACCGCGAAGCAAAUAAACCAAAUCCAAGACAAGCCUUACGUUAUAACACAAAAGCAAGUGCAGCAGCAGCACUUCCAGAAGCUCAAGGUUGAAGAUGCCUUGUCAUACCUGGACCAGGUCAAAAUUCGUUUUGCCAACGAUCCUGGCAUAUACAACAAGUUUCUCGACAUCAUGAAAGAGUUCAAGUCGCAGAGCAUUGACACUCCGGGGGUAAUAAACCGCGUGUCACAGCUCUUUCAUGGACACCCAGACCUGGUCUUGGGCUUCAAUGCCUUCCUACCACCAGGCUAUCGGAUAGAGGUUCCAAAAAAUGGGAUUGCCUUUCUUCAGUCUCCAGUUUCUGCACAGGUGUCCCCGGGUCAGCAGGGGAAGAGUGUGAGCACCCCGGCAGUGGCUGUGACCUCAGGCGGUGCUGCUCACACCGAAGCCGGACCGGCCCACAGCAGCGAGGUUAAAGCAGCCUCCUCAGACUCCCUCUCCUCCACCUCUGCUGGACCUCCAGAGCCUCCCACUAGACUCUCUCUUCCACUGAUGAGCAGAGAGAGCCAGAACCAGGCCACCACCUCCUCCGUGUCCCCACCAGCUUCAGAAACCAGCCCUGUAGAGUUUGACAGUGCCAUCAGCUACGUCAACAAGAUUAAAAACCGAUUCCUGGACCACCCAGAGAUUUAUAGAGCGUUCCUGGAGAUCCUUCACACGUAUCAGAAGGAGCAGCUGGAGGUGAAGGAGAGUAGGGGCAGCCGAGGCAGCAGCGGGAUGACCGAAGACGAGGUGUUCUCUAAAGUGGCCAGUCUCUUCAAGGGACAAGAGGACCUGCUGGCCGAGUUUGGACAGUUCUUGCCUGACGCCAAGAGAUCACUGUUUACAGGGAGCUCUCUGACUGCAGGGAAAGAGCAGCUGAAAAGGUCUGAGGAAGAGGACGCCAUAACCAAACAGAAUAAAAAGAGACCCAGGCCCAUUCUCCUACAGCAUAUGUCCCCACUGCUCAAGAAAAAAAUGAAGUAUUCGUGUACCAAAGAUCCGUCUUUUGCUUCAGUUGGCAAACAUGGAGUCUUAAGAGAAUUCUCUUUCUUUGAUAAGGUCCGUCGCCUGUUUAAAAGCCAGGAAGUGUAUGAGAACUUCCUGCGCUGCAUCGCCUUGUUUAACCAGGAAGUAGUUUCUGGAGCAGAGCUGCUACAACUUGUCACUCCUUUCUUGGGGAAGUUUCCUGAGCUUUAUACACAGUUCAAGUCAUUUCUGGGAGACAAAGAGCUCUCUCAUGCUGUGUCGGGGCUGUCGGAUCGUUACAUGGAAGGGGGAGGGGGCAGAGAGGUGGAUUAUGCCUCUUGCAAGCGCCUGGGGUCCAGCUAUAGAGCAUUGCCCAAGACCUAUCAGCAGCCUAAAUGCAGUGGGCGCACUGCCCUAUGCAAAGAGGUACUGAACGACACGUGGGUGUCAUUCCCCUCCUGGUCAGAGGACUCCACCUUUGUUAGCUCGAAGAAGACUCCUUAUGAGGAACAGCUGCAUCGCUGUGAGGAUGAACGAUUUGAGUUGGAUGUUGUUCUGGAGACAAACUUGGCAACCAUCAGGGUAUUAGAGAGUGUGCAGAAGAAGCUGUCCCGCCUGUCACCAGAAGACCAGGACAGAUUCAGAUUAGACGACUGCCUGGGCGGCACCUCUGAGGUCAUCCAGCGUCGUGCUGUGUAUCGUAUCUAUGGUGACAAAGCCCCUGAGAUCAUUGAAGGACUGAAAAGGAGUCCUGCUACCGCUGUGCCUGUGGUGCUGAAGAGGUUGAAAGCCAAGGAGGAGGAGUGGAGAGAGGCUCAGCAGGGUUUCAAUAAGAUAUGGAGGGAGCAGUAUGAGAAAGCCUACCUGAAGUCUCUCGACCACCAAGGAGUCAACUUCAAACAGAAUGACAUGAAGGCACUGCGGUCAAAGAGUCUCCUCAAUGAGAUAGAAAGCAUCUAUGACGAGCGUCAGGAGCAGAGCACAGAGGAGGGUGGAGUCGGCCAGCAGAGCCGGAACGGCUCCGGCUCUGCCUCCUCCACUGAACCCCACAUGGUGUUUACGUAUGAGGAUAAGCAGAUCCUAGAAGAUGCUGCCUCCCUGAUCAUCUACCACGUCAAACGCCAGCCCACCAUCCACAAAGACGACAAGGACCACAUAAAGCGCAUCAUCCAGCACUUUGUCCCCGACCUCUUCUUCUCCCGCCGCGGGGAGCUGAGCGACACCGAGGACUGGACAGAUGAGGAAGCUGACCCGGAUGAAGGAGGAGAGAGGAGGAGUGGAUCCUCAGCAGCUGUGUCAGUAGCGGGAGGAAACGGUAAUCCCAGCAAUGCUCCGGAGGCAGCGGCCACCACGGGGGGCCAGUCUCAGCCCCAGCCAGCGCAGUCCCAACAGCAGCAGCAACUCAACGGAGAGUCCAGGAGAAGGCGCUGCAGUCCAUCUCAGCCGGCCGACACCGAGACAUCCAACACGUCCAGCAGCCUGAGCCAGCCUGCAGGGACCGCCACAUCCAACCCCGGGUCUGCGCCUAUGGAGACGGGCCCCGGAGUGGUGGGCGAGAAAGUGGACCUCCGAGACCCUGAAGCGGAACACCAGAAGGAGCUGGACGGGGUCUACAACCUCUUCUUCGUCAACAACAACUGGUAUUUCUUUUUGCGGCUGCACCAGACUCUGUGCUCGCGGCUGCUGAGGGUCUACCGGCAGGCUGAGCGGCAGCUGCUGGAGCACCGGGCCGAGCAGAGCCGGGAGAGGCUGCUGAUGGCAGAGGGAAGGAGGGAGAAGGCAUGUGACCUGGCCAUGGAGCUGCGCCUUAAACAGCCCAGUGAGGUGGAGCUGGAGGAGUACUACCCAGCCUUCCUGGACAUGGUGCGCAGUCUGCUGGAUGGCAACCUGGACUCCACACAGUAUGAGGACACGCUGAGGGAAAUGUUCACCAUCCACGCCUACAUUGGCUUCACCAUUGACAAGGUCAUCCACAACAUCAUCCGGCAGCUGCAGCACCUUGUGAGCGACGAGGUGUGCCUGCAGGUGGUGGAGCUGUACCUGGCUGAGAGGAAGCGAGGGGCAGCAGGUGGGAACCUUUCCUCUCAGUGUGUGAGAGCCGCAUGGGAGACCAGCUACCAGUGGAGAGCAGAGAGAGUCAUGGCUGAGGAGAACUGCUUCAAGGUGAUGUUUCUCCAAAACAAAGGCCAGGUGACGUUGACCGUGGAGCUGCUGGACACUGAGGAGGCUCAGGCUGACGAUCCGCUGGAUGUUCAGUGCCUGUCAAGCUACAUGGAACAGUUUGUUGGAACAGAGUCCAGCCUGUGCUCCCAAGCAGAAGGAUACUUCUUCAAGCCUGUGUUUCUCCCCAGGAACCUGCGGAGCUUCCGGCGCUGGCAGGUGCGGCAGGUGGAGGCCAUGCGCUGCCGGAGAGAGUGGCACCGGCAGCUCGGAGUGGAAAAUGCCGGCAGCCUGGACUGUCGAUUCAAACUCAACACUCACAAAAUGGUGUUUGUCAUGAACUCUGAGGACUACAUGUACCGCCGCGGGGCGCUGGUGAAGGCCAGGAAGUCCCAGCACAGGGUGGCAGUAAUCCAGCACCAGCGCUUUGACAAGUGGCACCAGGGCUGGCUGGCCGACCACGUCACGGCCUCAGCCGAGCGCUCGGUCCAGAACUGGCUAAUGGGGGAGGAGGAGGAGGACUUCCUACCGUGCAAGACCACCUGUCUGUCUACUGAGGUCAAAGGACAGAUGGUCAACAGAUACCAGGUUCAUUACAGCAGUAGCAAAGCCCCUUCCUCACCGUGAAGGUGUGCUGAGUGCCGGACACAGGACUCACUCACAGAGGUAAAUGCAUGGACUCUGAGGACAUCUGUACACUAAACACAGACAUAAACAGCUGCAGGGCCACCGCUCUGCCUCCCUCCACAACCCGUUCACUCCUUCACCUCUACUAACGAAUGGAGGGACUGUCACACUUGGUGAGUGGGUGAACGGGUGCAUGGGGGGGUGCGGUAGUGCUGCGGAGACAGGGCCGACAGACAGUGGGUGAGGGUUCAGAGUGAGCUCUGUCCUGAUGGAUGGGAGGAAUUGGACACAACGGCACAAACGGAGCUCAUCUGCAGCAUCUUCAAUAUUCUAUCUUCUCACGUGGCACUAAAGUUAAUGAGACUGGACAGAAAUGGUUGAUCAGGUGAGACGUCAUGUGAUCAUCAGGUUUGUUUCAGAAAUGUGAAUGUUGUCUUUUUUCACCCUUUAUUUCUUUCAUGUCGAGUGUAGUUUUUAGCUUCUAAAGCCAGAGCCUUCUGCCUGUUGGUUGAUUUCUGCGUGUUUAUAUGGAGAGUUGAUGGUAAACGUGUGUAUGUAUGUGUAUCCUGCUCUCUUCAUUUUGUCUGUUUGCAGGGCCACGACAGGUUCUACAACUAUAAUAACUGCAUUAUUACUGUAUGUGCAUAUAUACAGGGAUCCUGUAUUUUUCUAUAUGCAUCAACACACUCAAAGAUCAUGUGGUUCCUUACAGUGUUUGCUGUCAGCCAACUCUUGGUGUUUGUGUUUUGGUUCAUUUAUUUUUUAUUUUUUAAUUUGUAUUAUUUCCCCUUUUUUGUGUUGUACCUAAACAAGUUAUCACCAGUGCAACAAGGAGUCAUUCAGAUUAAUCAGUUUGAUAUUGAUGAAGCAGUCAAAUUAUGUAUCAGUCAUGAUUUCACCAAAUCUAUCUUUUGCAUUUCCUUUUUUGUUUUUUUGCAUACUGACAUUGAAAAUAAAAGCAAAAUAUCAUCAGUGUUAAAACAGAAUGUAUAAUGUUUAUCCUGUAUCAGUUAUCAGAGAAUAAACAACCUAGUUGUGACCUUCUUAGA
Messenger RNA from Menidia menidia (Atlantic silverside), 5248 nucleotides. The record is from the annotation of a GenBank genome assembly. Lineage: Eukaryota; Metazoa; Chordata; Actinopteri; Atheriniformes; Atherinopsidae.